Cotesia congregata is the source of this 567-nucleotide messenger RNA. The record is from the annotation of a GenBank genome assembly. NCBI's taxonomy places the organism in Eukaryota, Metazoa, Arthropoda, Insecta, Hymenoptera, Braconidae.
AUGAGUGCCCAGGAAGCUGGUAGCAGUAAAGACAAAUCAAAAGCACCGCCAAAAACUCGAAAUUACGCGGAAGUUAAAGAGGAUCCUCUGGAUACUGGCUUAUCCAAAGGCGAGAACAGUCAGAUCGGCGGUUGCGAUUCUCCUCAGCAAACGGGCAAUGUUUGCCCGAAACAUAAAGCCCACGAGUAUUUAACCAGCCAUAAAAUUUUUGAGCUCAACAACUACCUGAUCUCCCAUUUGUUGAUCGACGAGCCGGACAAUCCUAUCGAGUAUCUGGCGGAUCUUAUUGAAAGGUGCCUAUUAUUCAAAACUGGACAAGGACCACCCCCGCUUAUCUUUACAGACAGACACAUUGAUGGAAUAUUCCAGAGCUUCGAUCCAUUACACACUGGCAGUAUCACACUGGAUCAGUAUAAUACGGCUAUCAAGUUGCUUGGAAUCGCAGACUAUAAUCAGAAUCCACGGGAGUGUGUACCAGGCAAAGUAGACAAAGAAGUCUUCCAUGCAGAAGUAAAAAAAUGUAUGAUCAACGGAGUAGAAGAAAUAAUCGGUAAAAAUAGCAAGUAA